UGGGGCACGUGGAGCAAGCAACGUUGCCGUUUUUGCAAAUCCACUUUCGUGGAGAUCUCUUGCGUGCCUUCAUCUCUCACAACGACCGUGCCACUCCUCAUAAAUUGGACAUUGGACCAUAAGCAUCCACCAUGAUGAGAGCCUUUCUUUUCCUCUCGUUCCUUCCCAUGCUAUCACUCCUGUCGGAAGUGGUAGCAUCCUCUUCGGCCAAUGAUAUUGGUUCCUGCCGUGCCGUCUACGAUCACAAUGGCGUUCCAUUUUGCGUCCUCCCUCCUGAUGAGCAACCAGCGUGUGGACUAUGGAUGGCACCUUCCACGUUGGGCGAAGGUGCCAAUUUGGGCAUGUACGCUGGAGUCGACAUUGAUAAGGGCCACGUGAUUCAGAAAGAAAUUGCCAUUCCCAUUGCCUUUCGAGAUUGGACGGGUCCCGAUUAUUUUUGGCAACUUCCUGAGGUAGAUAAGAGUGGCGAAAAGGACGAUGGCGCGCUGUGGUACCGUUAUAUUUGGUCGGGAUGGGUGGCCGAUUUGGAAACGUACCAAGAAACCAACCUUCAAGCCAAUAAGGUCGUUUUUGUGCCCGGCAUUGGAUGUACCAUUAAUAGUAUUCUCGAAAUGAGAAAUGUACAAUCCACGCAUGGCUCUACAUAUGAUACAGCAGGAUUGACACGGGGAGAUCCAAGCGCUGGAGCCUUUUCGCCCUAUUAUGACAGUCAAACCAAGAGUGUCAGAUUCAUACCAGCGGGAAGUGAAAUAUUUGCCGAUUAUGGCGACGAAUGGAUUCCCGACAUUCCAGGUGCUCAAAUCACGUUCAAUCUCGUCAUGGAUCGGGCCGAGGAUUUCUUGCGAGAUGAGUACUUUCCCUUUGUCCAAAAGCACAACCUGCCACCCAAUGUACUGGAGGGACUCUGGAACUUUACCCGAGAUUUCCCACAUUCGCAACCCGAAACCUUUACCGUAUUGCCACCAUCCAAAUUUCACUGGAAUGAUAUCCAACAAGCCUACCAUGACUUAUCCUUGCCAGCACAACAACAAAACAAUGACAAUGACAAUCAUCAAGACUACUACAAGGAACCAUCGUCACUGAUUCGACACUUUAUUCGACAAAAUGGCAAACGCAACAUGGACUGGCUGGUACAAGAAGGACGAUGCUGCGAUUACAUGCGAACGGGGGUUUCCAACAUUCCACAUGCCGGACGAGGUGCCUUUGCCACGCGCGAUUUGCCAAAGGGAACCAUUGUGGGCUAUUCUCCCUUGGUCCAUGCCGGAACGUUUGGAUUGGAUCUCUACAAUGUCCCCUACACCAUGGGCAAGAAUUCUACCAACAACAGUUACAACAAAUCCGACUUGGUACUCAAUUAUGCCUUUGGACAUUCGGCAUCCACCGUUCUCCUCAAUCCCUACGGCAGCAUGGUCAAUUACAUUAAUCAUUCCCCGCAACCCAAUGUCCGCGUCGUCUGGCCCGACCGGGAAUUGAUUGCUCACAAACCAGAAUGGGUUACAACCAAGGAUAUCCCAUUCUUGACACAUACGUUUGAAAAGAUUGGACUCUCGUUUGAUUACAUUGCACUGCGAGAUAUUGCCGAGGACGAAGAAAUCGUCAUGGAUUACGGACGGGAAUGGGAACAAGCAUGGGAAGCACACGUGCAGAAUUGGAAACCACCCAAAGAUGCCGACACGUAUGUGCAUUCGAGUCAAUGGAAGAACGAAACCAUGUUGCGGACAGUCGAGGAACUAAAAGAGAAUCCCUAUCCACCCAAUCUACACACCAUGUGCAUCCCGGCGUAUAUUUGGAAUGCCACCAAGAAGGCGUACUUGUACCUGCCCUUGGAGCGAGACUAUGUCGAUCGCGUUCGAUGUCGCAUCUUGGAACGACGACAACACGUGACCGAUCCCGACAAUCACCCCGAAGUCUACACGGUCGAGCUCCUGUUCAAGAAGAAUCGACACGUACGAACGCUCAACUUUCCUCGGUCGGCCAUUUUCUUGACGGAUCGCGUCAUGAGUCAAGAUUGGCACUUGCCCAAUACGUUUCGUCAUCCGAUUGGGAUCCCGGAUGAUAUCUUUCCGCCUCAAUGGAAGAACAAACUGGUAAAACUGGAGGAUGUAGAUGAGAAGAACGAGGAGGAAUCGUAGAGAUCCACGAGGAUAACUGAUGGUGGCCACGAUGAAACAAAGAAACGAACGAAGAAACAGAAAUAACUAGAAAGGGAAGAAAAACUCGAACAGUCCAAAAGGCCAUUGGAGUUGAAGCAGUCUUUUGAGGGGCAAGUAAGAGAUACGAAAUAAGACUUUCUUCACUUCAUUCUAUGCCAGUACAAUACCGGUAGAGAAGACCCGUUCUGAAUCUACGUUUUAUCUAUACACCUGACAAGACUACUCUGGAGAGCUUCUGGAGUAAGGAAGUGUUAGCAGGCAGGCAGGAAGAGCCCCACAGGGCACGGGGCCACAGGGAGAGCCCGAAGGUGAUGUCCUUGUAGUUUCAUUUUAGCGUCAUUGGUACGGUACGCCUUUCAUGCCAAGACCGCCUUCUUCGGUACACCUACCAGUACAUGUAUCUGCGCGACGACCUUCUUCGUUCCUCACCGAAAUACCUAUAUCAUCAAAGGCUACAUGUACUUACCGGUGAGAUCCUUCGCGAUGUCGAUCUCGUGGGAUGAUCUUGGUACUUGGCUGACAGUGAAAGCUCGAGUUUCGGCCCGCUCCGUGGAAGUAGCCCUUACAUGCUUACAACGGGCUACCUAUAUCAUCAAAGGCUGCCUGUACUCACCGGUGAGAUCCUUCGGGAUGUCGAUCCUGUGGGAUGAUCUAUGAUCUUGGCACUUGGCUGACAGCGAAAGCCCGAGCUGCGCACCGUGGAAGUAGCCCCUCGAAUUGAUACCGCAUACGGAUACUGGCACUAUGCUUGCAAUAGCUCUUGCAACUGCUCUGCCUGAGGGGAGGAGUAAGCGGAUGGUACGAUCCACAAAUAUAGCUUCGAACUCCCAGGAGCAACGCAACACCAACUAAAAAUCCCAACCCGGCAGAUUCGUUUUAGCUAGAAUUUUACAACGGGCACCACGAACCAGUUCAGCUAUCCACCGUUUUGGUCUCCGAGCAGGUCAAACAAGAAGGCAGAACAUUUCUACAACGCUAGGACGCCAGGAAACGAAACUCGGUCGAGGCAGCUCAGUCACAGAUGUGCAUGCACUGAAAGGCAGAGGGCAAUGAAUUAGCUCUCGUUCCCACUGUCUGCUCCGGGUUUCUUCUUUGGAGGUUGAAGGUCGUUGAAGAUGGGCUUCCUUUGCCGACCUAGUUCUCACUGCAACAACAAAAAUAAGGACUGGGCGCCAGAGGAGCGUCGCCACUCCCUUGCGAUGGCAACUUCAGCUGCCACAACUCCCAGUUGCUGGGCAAGACUAGAGUCUAGAUAGAUAGCUGUCAUGAUCAAGACCCGACAGUCUUAGUCCAGGUCAAUAAGUUGCUUAGGCUCCUCCCACCAAGUUGCAGGUACUUGUAGAUAAGUCCUCCACACUCAUGGAUAAGUCCAUCACUGUCACAAAAGGGAGGAUCUAAGUGGAGCCUUGCUUUGGGAAAGUAGAAAACACCAAUUUUUGUCUUUGAGUGAACCUUGGAAGAGCACACACGGGAAGGCCGUGUCGUACAUGCAGAUACGAUUGCCAUAGGAUCUACCAGAGUGUACUCGGAGUAAAGGGGAAGGAGAACCCGAGUCGAUGAACGCUGCCUUGAACGCUUUCUUGUGCUGCUCUCCUUGUCUUGAACAAAGAGUCCUGGACCGUCCGACGGUUUUCCUCAGGCUUUGAAAUGCGCGCGACUGACUCAUUAUCCCAGUUCUCAUUAGGGGGUUGUUUAAGGGGAUGUUGAAGCUUUAAGGGGUUGUUUAAGGGGAUGUUGAAUAUUUAAGGGGUUGUUGUUAAGGG
Messenger RNA from Seminavis robusta, 3916 nucleotides. The record is from the annotation of a GenBank genome assembly. NCBI's taxonomy places the organism in Eukaryota, Bacillariophyta, Bacillariophyceae, Naviculales, Naviculaceae.